GCCGCCGUCAAGCUGCACGCGGAGCGACUGCUGGUGCGGCCGCUGGAGGGGCCGCUGAAGGUGCCCACGUUCGCCGCUGACAGCGUUUGCGGCCAGUUCACGGUGCCUGCUGCCCAUCACACCCCGGGCGUUGACGAUGCCGACAUGGUGCUCUACUUCGCCGCUGCGCCGGGCGGGGUGUGGGCGUUGCCGUGCGCCACGCUGGAUGACGGCCGCCCAAUCGUCGGCGCCGUGAACUUGGCGCCGGCAAAUUUGUUUCACGGACGCCUCGCCACCCGCAUCGCCGCGCACGAGAUCGCCCACGCGCUCGGCUUCUCCUACCAGCAGAUGGCUGCCCACCGCAUGGUGAGGAACGUGACCGGCGUGCGCGGCAGGAAGCUGUCGGUGGUGGUGAACUCGACGAAUGCCGCGAUGGCUGCGAGGGAGCACUACGACUGCGACGGCAUUCGGGGCAUGGAGCUGUACGACUUCAACGGGGACGGCUCGGCGCUGGAGUCGCACUGGUCGGAGCGCAACGCGAAGGACGAGCUGAUGGCCCCGCUCGGGGGCGCCGGCCUCUACACGGAGCUGACGCUGGGCGCCUUCGUCGACCUGGGCUUCUACAAGGCGAACUGGGCGGCGGCGGAGCCGAUGGCGUGGGGCAAGAGCUCGGGCUGCGAGCUGCUGAGGAAGAAGUGCGCCCAACUCAGUUUGUCGAACUACCCCAAAAUGUUCUGCAAUGAAAGCGAUUUCCACCUGCGCUGCACCUCGGACCGGUACUUCAGUGGUCGGUGCACAGGGAGCAUCAUGGAGCCGUCGCCAGGAGCGACACCGGACUCCUGCCCCGUCAUUGAGCCCGUGAUAAGCGUGAGGGAUCUUGCCACUGUCUUUAAGAAGGGGGCGCAUAAACCGGCGAGGCCUGGCGACCAGCCCUCCUCGUGGUGUCUGGGCACGGCUCCCACCACGGUGAAAGGUGCGACGGAUGAAGAAGAGGGCAAGCUCGUUGCCGCCGUGCACGCGGAGGUAAAGUGCCUUGGCGCUGAGGUGAAGCUGAAAAUGAAGAAGAGGGGAGGCUGGGUCGACUGGGAGCGGUGCACGUCUGGGGUGACGGUUCCGUGGGAGAUUCCGCCCUUCGACGCCGACAAAGUGAUGUGCCCCGAGUACGAUGAGGUGUGCACGAUAUCCGCCACCGGCGGCAGCGUCCUCACGGGGUUUAAAUGGGACGGCAAGGACAAGGAGUGGAAGAGAAAGGCCCCUGCGGAAGAGCCGGAGCCAGCCCCAGAGUCAGCGCCGCCAGUGGCUGGUACUGUUGGGGUUGGGCCCGCGAUCGCGCCGCCUCCCGAAGAAAACAGCGCCGGUGGCGGCGGAGGCACCGGCGGCAGCAGCGAGCCGGGCAGCGGUGUGCCGUCGACGGGGCAGGGGCUCCCCGCAGCGGACCCGGAGGGCGGGCAGGAGCCUGUGCCCGGGGAGGGCGGGGUUGCGGCGCCGGGGGCAAAGGACAGCGAGGGCGUGCCUCCCGAGAGCAGCCACGGCGGCGGCGGCGGUGUGAGUCCUCCGGCCGGGACACUGCCAGCGGGCGGGGGCGCAGCCGACAGGGCCGGUGACGGUGCUGCCACCCCCGCAGGGCCCAACGGCACUGGCGCGGCAGGCAAGAACGACGCCACGCCUCCGGCCCACGGCGAUGGCGCUGUGGCCGCUGCCGGCCCCUCUCUGUUUUUGCUUAUUGCCGCCGCCGCAGCAGCAGCGGCGCUUUGUUGA
Messenger RNA from Trypanosoma conorhini, 1737 nucleotides. Its product is annotated as surface protease GP63. Gene Ontology annotation, molecular function: metalloendopeptidase activity. The transcript has a single exon. NCBI's taxonomy places the organism in Eukaryota, Euglenozoa, Kinetoplastea, Trypanosomatida, Trypanosomatidae. The record is from RefSeq and is a predicted model, not a curated record. Gene Ontology annotation, cellular component: membrane; cytoplasm. Gene Ontology annotation, biological process: cell adhesion; proteolysis. The annotation marks the transcript as partial.